UGAUUGUACUGCUGGGAAAAUAUGUUGAACCACUAGGUCUUAGGAAAAAUAAUCAUUGCACGUAAGAGUGAUGUAGAUAAUUUAAUUAUUUGUAUUGUAAAUAUAUUGCUGUUCUGUAGGUCUGCUUGUACUGGAAGUUUUUAAAAGCCAUCAAGCAGGCGAAAAUCCUUGUAGGAUUGCCAUUGAACAAGGAACAACUUUUUCUUUAUGUUAUAUGCUUCGUCAAUUGCACGAAUUUUAUUCCUUCCGAGUUCUUCUUUCAUUAGCUUUUCAUAAAAGAAUUAUGCCACUCAGACAAACUACGAAAAGAAAAAAAGUUGAGAGUUAUGAGUCAAACAGUGCUCCUAUAUUUGAUGCGCCUACCCAAAAUGUAUCCAUAAAUAUCGAAACAAGCAGGCGACAUUACCAUGUAGCGAGAAAUGAAUCCUCCAAAAAUCGCGCACCUUUGCAAAAUUCGGAGACUUCUCCAACCUUCGAAUUGGCUAUACCUGGGUUAAGACGUUCAAAAAGAGGGAAAAAACCAGUUAAUUAUCGGACAGGAUCAGAUAGCGACCCAGAGGAUGAGAAUCCUCUUAUCCAAGAAAGCGAAAACAAAUCAUAUACGAGUGAAGACUCGGAAGCUUCUGUAAAAGAUGAGGACGGUUCUUCUGCCUCUGAACUAGACGAGGAUCAAAGUUUGCUUUCGAAUAUUAGCUCUAAACAAAAAGGAGGCACUUCAACAAGAAGGAAACGAUCGAAAAAUGAAUCGUCUGACGCGUCGUUGGAAGAAUCACAAGCUCCCCGACCUAUCUUUGACUGUCAAGACAAACCUCUUCCUUGGAAAGGACGUCUUGGCUACGCAUGUUUAAACACUGUGUUGAGGCUUUCCAAAGAAAGUGCGUUUUGCUCACGAACUUGCCGAAUAGCUACAAUUCAAAAAGAAUCUUUGCAGUUCGCCAAGGAUUUAGGUAUAAAGAACACAAAAGACUUAGCUACUCUUAUUGAGUGGAACCAUAGAUUUGGCAUUCAUUUUAUGCGGGUCAGUUCUGAUCUGUUUCCAUUUGCGAGCCAUGGUAUCUAUGGGUACUCAUUGGAAUAUGCAGACUCUUAUUUACAAGCUGUAGGUGAGCUUGCGAAUAAGUAUAAUCAUCGCUUGUCAACGCAUCCAGGACAAUAUACGCAAAUAGCUUCACCGAAAGCAUCUGUUGUUGAAAAUGCUAUUCGAGAUCUUUGCUAUCAUGAAGAAAUGUUGUCCAGAAUGAAACUGAAUAAACAAUUAAAUUGUGAUGCAGUCAUUAUAUUGCAUCUAGGAGGGUCAUUUGAAGGAAAAGAUGAGACGCUUUCGCGAUUUCGCGAAAACUAUGCACGCCUUCCUGAAGCCGUCAAAAGACGUUUAGUUUUGGAAAAUGACGAUGUCACAUGGUCCGUCCAGGAUUUACUUCCUCUUUGUCAAGAAUUGAGUAUUCCUUUGGUUUUAGACUGGCAUCACCACAACGUUGUUCCAGGCACUUUACGAGAGGGUACUUUGGAUUUAAUGCCUCUUUUGCCGGCGAUUCGAGAAACUUGGACUAGAAAAGGGAUUACACAAAAACAACAUUACUCAGAAUCAGCAUAUCCUCUUGCUAUCUCUGCUAUGAAGCGCCGGGGCCAUUCUGAUCGUGUGUACAGUUUACCUCCAUGUGAACCAGACAUGGAUUUAAUGAUAGAGGCUAAGGACAAAGAGCAAGCAAUAUUUGAAUUGUCUAAAAUUUACAAAUUGGAUAAUCCUUCAUGCCCAAAGGAGAUCGAAGGACCGGAUUUUGAUGUACAUACGGAAGCGUAUUACCCUUCUGGCGCAGAACGGCGACUGAUAGCCCGCAAACAAAGAAAAAAGAAAGCAAAAAAUAAUAAUGAGGAAGCUGAAGACGAUAAAGAGCUGAAACUUGAAGACGAAUUAGAUACAUAAAAACCAUUCAAAAUAUUACUUUUCCCUUUGUGUUAUACCAGCAUAAUAGUAACGAUAUUCCCAUC
Molecule: messenger RNA, 1989 nt
Organism: Schizosaccharomyces octosporus yFS286
Lineage: Eukaryota; Fungi; Ascomycota; Schizosaccharomycetes; Schizosaccharomycetales; Schizosaccharomycetaceae
Product: endonuclease Uve1
Exons: 1
Coding region: 215-1924 (569 amino acids)
Biological process (GO): mitochondrial DNA repair; nucleotide-excision repair; response to UV
Cellular component (GO): mitochondrion; nucleus
Molecular function (GO): endonuclease activity
Source: RefSeq, a predicted model, not a curated record